This is a messenger RNA of Trichoderma harzianum CBS 226.95, 2454 nucleotides long. RefSeq lists its product as hypothetical. The transcript has 2 exons. NCBI's taxonomy places the organism in Eukaryota, Fungi, Ascomycota, Sordariomycetes, Hypocreales, Hypocreaceae. The annotation marks the transcript as partial. The record is from RefSeq and is a predicted model, not a curated record.
AUGCGGGUCUUCACUUCUUUGACGGCCUUGGUAGCCGGCACCGUAGUGCAGCACGCAAGUGCUCAGGCAGAUUACGGAACGCAUGGCAGCAACCGGGGCAGCAGUCCUAAUGGCAAUGGCAACUCUGCUGGCCUUCCUGCCGGAUCUCCAAACGGUGACCCCAAUGGCAAUGCCUAUGGAAAUCCAAGUGGAAAUUCCAAUGGCUCUCCUGCUGGCCUCCCUGGAAAUCUCCCCGGUUCAACCCCUGACAUGUCUACCUGCGCUCUCCAAGUCGUCACAACAGUUUUUGUCACUGUAUAUCCUACUAGCCAUCUUACGCCUUCCGGUGUUAUCCAGCCCAGUGACUUUGACCCUGACCAGACCAUUCAUCAAACUGCGUUCCCUACUACACCCAUCCCAAUUUCUUCAGCUGAAUCUGUUGAGGCCGCACACACCAGUGUCAAACCCUUCACCACACUCACAAUCGACGUUUGGGGCAGCGAUCCUGAUUCAUCAAACGCUUUUCCAUCUGAUGAUCCGUCCGCCCCUGUCUACACUGAUGGCGCUUCUGACCCUGCUGAGACCUCCGCGGACUACCCUGAUGGUUUCCCUUCACAGACCCCUUGGCCCAGCAAUUUACCGGCGUCUGAGCCUUGGGAACAUCCCACACCAUCAGACGGACAGUCAUCUUUCAGCGCUGGACCGGUUGUUGGUUCUCCUACCGCUAUCCCUCCUGAGAAUUCCGCAUACGGCAAUGGGGAUGACUUCCCUAACAUUUCCUCCAACCCCAAUGGCGGACAACCAUCAGAAUACUCAUCACCAACUGGUACAGGCGCUGAUGAAAACGGCAACCAUCCUAUUCAAGUGACAGUCAUUGGCUCAGAUGGGAAACCAACCGUCCUCGAAUUCCCUGGCGCCCAACCCAGCAACGGCAAUGGCAAUGGCGCUGGCCAACCUUUUCCCACAGUCACCGCUCCAAUCUCUGGCUUCACUCCGGGCGGUGCCUCAGUAACUUCAGGCGUCUUAGCAACGGCAGGUGAGACCAUGUGUACCAGCUACACCAUCAUCGGGCCCAAUGGAGUUCCCACAGUCGUCCACUCUACUUGGGUCGACUUCCCAACAGCCACUGCUGGCCUCCCUUCUGGUUUCCCAUCGGGUUUCCCAUCCGGUCUUCCAUCCGGUCUUCCAUCCGGUCUUCCAUCAGGCUUCCUUUCUAGCCUUCUCUCCGGCCUUCCUUCAGGUUUUCCAUCAGGCUUUCCUUCUGGGUUUCCUUCUGGAUUUCCUUCUAGCCUUCUCUCCGGUCUCCCAACCAACCCCAGUGUCAUCACGGGCUUGCCUGGCGGACCAGUCAUCGCGACACACACUGAGUUCACUGUUCUUGGCCCUGAUGGACUUCCAACCGUCAUUGAGUCCUCCUGGCUGGUGCCCGCACCGACGAACACGCAGCUGGGUAUCUCCAGUCCGAAUUCUGUAGGUGGAUUCCCAAAUCAAGUCACGGGCAUCCCAACUCAAACUGCUGGAACGGCGGCUGGCGUGAGCGUGGAUGGCAGUACAACUUGCACAAGCUAUACAGUACUGGGACCUGAUGGCCUUCCAACUGUCAUUGGUACCACUUGGGUCGUUCCAAACCCGACUGCCGGCGCGAUUCCUGCCAACGUCGUCACUGGAGUCCCAAGCCAAGUUAGCGGAGUUUCUGGUUUCCCUUCACAGUUUGGAACAAACGUUGGUGGUGCGAAUGCCGUCACGACUUGCACGAGUUAUACUGUCCUGGGACCUGACGGUGUUCCCACAGUUGUUGAGUCCAUCUUUGUUGUGCUCGCGAGCAGCGCUCUUCCUGCAGUUACCAACGGACUGCCUCUGCCUCCUGCUCAAGCUUCUGGCUUUCCACAAGGCACCCCAAACCUUCCAGAGGGAGGUAAUUUUGCCACAACUUGCAUCACAGUCGGUGUUAUAGGACCAGAUGGAUUUCCAACGCCUGCCAUCCAAACAAUUGUCAUCCCUACCAGUGGUCUAGGCAGUGCUUUGCCUGCCCAAACCAACCUUGGGUACCCUUCUCUUGUACCUGCCCAAACCGGUCUUCCUCUUCCCCAAGGAGGUCUUUCUGCUACUCCUGCUGGAAGUGGACUUUUCACCACCUGCAUUACGGUUACCACACUAGGACCAGAUGGUAUGGCAACGCCUGUUGUUCAGACUAUUGUCGGUUUGCCGAGUGGUGCCGAUCUUGGGGCUCCGAGCGGGAGUUUGAUCAACCUUCCUACCCUAACUCAAUACGGAUCUUUUGGAACCGGUCUGCCAGUUGUUUUGCCGCCGUCUGCAGUGGUUUCUGGCCUUGCGGAACCAACAGGGACUGUCACUGGUACCCGCACUUCGACUUUUACUGUCACGAAUGGUCCUGAUGGACGGCCUGCCUCUCUCGUUCCGUACGGUGACGAAUGGAACAAUCAAGCUCCAGUGUUGGAAUCUUCGCCGCUGUCA